Molecule: messenger RNA, 1248 nt
Organism: Cyphellophora europaea CBS 101466
Lineage: Eukaryota; Fungi; Ascomycota; Eurotiomycetes; Chaetothyriales; Cyphellophoraceae
Exons: 3
Coding region: 1-1248 (415 amino acids)
Biological process (GO): epoxide metabolic process
Molecular function (GO): epoxide hydrolase activity
Source: RefSeq, a predicted model, not a curated record
AUGGCAGACAUCAAACCAUUCACCAUCUCUGUGCCUGAUGAGGCCGUCGAGGACCUCAAGACGCGUCUCUCGCUUGCCAAAUUCCCCAAUGACGAGCUCGACGGCGCAGGCUGGGACUAUGGCACGCCGCUCGCCGUCGUGAAGAGAUUUGCUGCGUACUGGCGCGAUACGUACGACUGGCGCGUAGCAGAAGCAGAACUCAACCAGCAUCCCCAUUUCACUACUACCAUCCAGUGCGACGGCUACGAGCCGCUCCAGAUCCACUUCCUUCACCAGAGGAGCAAGGUUGAACAUGCCAUUCCGCUACUGUUCAUCCAUGGUUGGCCCGGCAGCUUCAUGGAAGCGCUGAAGAUCUACAAGCAGCUCGCAGACCCCGAUCACCACAACGCGCCCGCCUUCCAUUUUGUUGCGCUGUCCCUGCCCAACUAUGGCUUCUCGUCCGGCUCGAGGAAAAAAGGCUUCGCCCUUGCGCAGUAUGCAGAGACUUGUAACAAGUUGAUGCUGAAGCUUGGCUAUACACAAUAUGUAACGCAAGGCGGUGAUUGGGGAUACUACAUCUCCCGGGCGAUCUCCCUCCUCUUCCCGGACAACUGCCUCGCCACGCACCUCAACAUGGACCAUGGCUCCCGUCCUCGCCUGCUCUCGAACCCACUGCUCUACGCCCAGCACGCCCUCCGACCGUACAACGAGCGCGAGCGCGCCGGCUUUGCUCGCAGCCACUGGUUCCAAGACCAGGGCUCCGGCUACCGCGCCGAGCAGUCCACCAAGCCACAGACUCUGGGCUACGCCUUCGCAGACAGCCCCGUCGCGCUGCUGGCCUGGAUCUACGAAAAGUUGCAUGACUGGACAGAUGCUUACCCUUGGACAGAAGACGAAGUCCUCACCUGGCUCUCCAUCUACUGGUUCAGCACCUCGGGCCCCGCCGCCAACGUACGCAUCUACUACGAAGCCACGCACGAAUGGGACAAUCCGACCUCGCGCGUCACGCGCGAGCGCUGCCGCCAGUACAUCCCGCACGUCAAGAUCGGCCUGAGCCACAACCCGCGCGAGCUCAGCGUCUUGCCCAGCAGCUGGACGCGCACGCAGGGGAACGUCGUGUACGAGAAGAGCUGGGAUCGGGGCGGCCAUUUCUUCGCGUGGGAGAAGCCGGAGCACUUGGUGCAUGAUGUGAGGGCCAUGUUUGGGAGGGGAGGGGGCGCGUUUGGCGUCGUUAGGGGGAAGAGUGGUUAUGCGAAGGCGAGAUUGUGA